Macroventuria anomochaeta is the source of this 540-nucleotide messenger RNA. RefSeq lists its product as uncharacterized. The record is from RefSeq and is a predicted model, not a curated record. The transcript is spliced from 3 exons. The coding region runs from base 1 to 540 and encodes 179 amino acids. Lineage: Eukaryota; Fungi; Ascomycota; Dothideomycetes; Pleosporales; Didymellaceae.
AUGAACACCCUUACCCUCACCCUCCAAGUGCUCAACGAAGAUUGGGAGCACAUCUCGCCUCCGCCUUCUACAUCCUCGAGUGACCCUUGUUUCAUCGACCUAACAGAAGACAGCUUCGAGUCGAGCGACUUUGGUCACUAUGGCUUUGACGAAGAGAACUUGUCAGAUGCAGCGGAGUAUAGCGGUAGGAAUGGGGAUGUCUGUGACUUGGACCACGAAGGGACUGAAGAAGAAGAGUUAUCGGGUUCUUCUGUUUCAAGUCCUAGUCUGGAUGGGAAGGAAGAGUAUGAGAUUCAUGACAAGUCCGCAACAACACUUCAAGACGAAAAAGUACAUCAAAUCCCCGAGCCCGAUUGGCAAGCUGAUACGGCUUUCUACAUCCUUGCCCAGCUACAGCAAAACACCUCUACCGAAGCAGAGUUUGCUUCGAUUACAGAGAAGACAGAACAAACCAAGAGGUUAAUGCUAGCAAGGAAGUGUAGGGCAGGGACUAAGGUUCGCUCGGAGCCCCAAAGUUGGGACCAAGAGCAAGGAAUCUAG